Messenger RNA from Symbiodinium natans, 3453 nucleotides. Lineage: Eukaryota; Dinophyceae; Suessiales; Symbiodiniaceae. The record is from the annotation of a GenBank genome assembly.
AUGUCAGGGGCUCUUGAAGGCAUGGCGAGCUCCAUCCUCGAAAAUGCGCCGGAUCUUGAUGCCAAAGGCGGAUAUCAAUCAGGAAGUGUCACAGGAUUACCUGCAGCCGAGAGUGGCCCGGACAGAGUUGCAUCUGGCACAGUCUAUGCUGAUGUGGGUCCAGAUGAGCUGCAAAAUCCCUAUCCGGACUCGGAUGGUGAGGGCGAGCAAAGUGAGCGGCUGUCCGACCCUGACGCUGGAAGCGAAGAUUCUCUGAAGAGCGACGAUCCGAUGGACGAGGAAGUGGAAGACAUGGAUGCGUUUGAAGAUCCCGACGACGUCGACCAGGAAGAGGUUGGUGUCAAGGAUGAGAUCCUGCUUCUGGCUGGAGUGGACAUUGAAACAGAACCUGGACCUGACAGCGAGCAAGCUCGAGCUACGGAGUCCUCCCCAGUGCUGGCCCCCCCUGUCGAUGGCCCUGAGGUGCAUGACGAAGCUUCGCCACUUCAAUGUCCCUUUGAUAGCUACCCCGACCAGAACCUGCCUCCCAAGACCGGCAUUGCAAUCCCCAUGAUGGCCGCCACCCCGACCUUUGUUCGAGGGGUGCCUGAAGAGGCCGAGCUGCUGUACAUCCCGCCAGAGAGCCUUUUCGACGAUAUUGUUAAGGCUGAAGCAGACAGGAUCUCUCGGCCGGAGAACGUGCGCAACCGAAUUGUGUACGACAGCGUCGGCGACCCAAACCAGGUCGAGCCGUGCUCCUUCGUGCCAGUCUCGACGGGAGUCCCUUUGCAGGAUCCUCUGGGAGGCACUUCGGGCACUUCGGGGUCGCCUCUGAGCUUUGUGACGCCCUACUACACACCGACAGGACCCGAUGACCGCACACUGGUCUUCGAAAGCCGCUUCGAAAGCGGCAAUCUACGUCGCGCAGUGCAGGCAUACGAAUUUGAGUAUGACCUCAUUCUGAACCCGGACUACAAUACCAAGUCCCACACACAAUGGUACUUCUUCCGCGUGGGCAACACGCGCAGGGGACCCGAGUAUAGGUUUAACAUCCUGAACAUGGUCAAGCCGACGUCCGUGUACAAUGAGGGUAUGCGGCCACUCCGCUACUCAUCCAUUGAGGCAGCUGCGAAAGGUGUUGGCUGGGCCCGCUGCGGCGACAGAAUCGCGUACUAUCAGAACGGUCUGCGCAGGCAGAAAGGCGCCAACUACUACACCUUGACCUUCACAGUGACUUUUGAGCACGACUGUGAUGAAGUCUAUUUCUCACAUUGCUAUCCCUAUACAUACACCGACCUUCAACUGGACCUCAGGGCUUUGGAGAAGGAUCCGAACAUGGUGCGACGCUUUCGGCGCAGGAAGUUGUGCGACACCUUGGCGGGCAAUGCUUGUGAUUUGAUAACCAUCACGUCUUUCUGUGGUGAUCCGGCGGCCUUGAAAGCCCGGCGGGCUGUAGUUAUCACUGCCCGUGUCCACCCCGGAGAAUCCAAUGCGUCCUGGGUCAUGAAAGGUAUUCUAGACUACCUUACUGGCGCAUCGGUGGAUGCGAGAAUUCUACGCGAUAACUUUGUUUUCAAGAUUGUUCCUAUGCUGAAUCCAGAUGGUGUGAUCGUCGGGAACUACAGAUGUUCUUUGGCAGGUCAGGACCUGAAUCGUCUCUGGGAUGAGCCAAGCAGGAAGAUGCAUCCCACGAUCUUCUUCACAAAGAGUAUGUUCCGCCACUUGCUUGAUGACAGAGACGUCAUCUUGUAUGUGGACAUUCACGGGCACAGCCGGAAGAAGAAUGUUUUCAUGUACGGAAACAGCGAGAACAAUGGGCUGCGUGAGAAGAUCUUUCCUGGUCUGCUCUGCCGGAGUUCGGAUUGCUUCAGUUUCGAUGACUGCUGCUUCAAGAUCCAGAAGAGUAAGGAGUCCACCGCCCGGGUCGUCACCUAUCGGGAGCUGGGGGUGGUGAACUCCUACACGCUGGAAGCGUCCUUCUGCGGCGCGGACUUCGGCCCACUGGGCGAGCAGCACUUCACAACCCGGCAUCUAGAGGAGAUGGGCUACAUGCUCUGUGACGCAAUUCUCGACUUUUGUGACCCCGACCAGGGAAAGGUUAUGCUGGUUUGCAAAGAACUCCAGGUUCUAUUUCCGGAUGAUGGGAAUUCCGAUGACGUCUCUGACUCUGAAGAUGAUGGGGCAGCUGCCCUGCGCCGGAAGAAGCGGGCAGCCCGUAAGGCAGUUAAGCAAAGGGAGAAGCCCCAGAAGAAGAAGAAGCCAGCCAAAAGCGACGGACGGGCCAAACUCGAUUCGGAGGACAUGGUGGACGACGACCGGCGUCAGAAGGAGGGCAAGGACAAGUCCGCGCGCCGCAAAGUUCGCCGUGACCCAGAGGACUCCACCGCAGCUGCCGGCUCCAGCAGCAUGGUACCAGAGAUGUCAGACGAAGAUGCCAAGGGCAAGCGGAAGAAACCCAAGAAGAAAGCUGCCAAAAGCCGGGCAAUCCCAAGGGACAAAGAUUCCAAGGUGGAGUUUGGGGAGACCAGAACGGCGGCUAACAUGGCCGUCGGGAAAACAAUAGUGCUUCCUGCCAGUGCGACAGAAAGCGGGUUGGCCGACACAAAGGUGCACUUCUCGCAGCAUGUGAUCUACCCCCUGUUUUCCGACGGGCACUCGGUGGAUGAUGCAGUCAGGGAAAUAGAGGCAGAGGAGGCUGAAGAAAGUGCCGAUGAGGUCAGGUUGGAGGCGCCAUUUCCUCGAAUUCAGGCAGUUCGAUGGUGCCCAAAGCUACGUGAUGGCGAGGGAAAGCCCGUCCUAGAUGAGAAGGGGGAAGAACGACGAGGUGUUGAGGGCCUCUUCACGCUGGACAAUCGACGACUCUAUGCACUGCAGAGAGCAGCCGUCGCCCACUAUCCCAGGACCUCCAAGAUCACUGUGGAAGAGGUAACAAAUCGCUGGGAGGUUACGCAGCAUGUGAAGAAAUUCCGAACACGGACCAACGGUUUGUCCAUCUUCAUCGCAGAGUGGAACGGGACCAGCCGGAACAACACCAGGAAUUCUGAAGUGCUCCGAGUGUGGGACUGGAGGUCAGCCAUCUCGAAGAUAGAUGACGAAGGAGGUGCCGGAGGUGACCGCGCAGCCGAAACGGGAAGCUGUGGCUGCUGGGAGUACUUGGAUCCUCAAUCAGUUUGCCGGGGGCCUUUCAGCAACGCUUUGAUGCAGCAGUGGUGGGAGCACCAGAUGCUUCCGCCAGACCUGGAAAUCCGGCCGUUUGAACGCAAGGAAGGUCAUGCCGAGCAGCCAUUCAGGCCAGUUGCAGAAGUCUUUGCUGACGCGCCGAAGCCGUUCGCACCAGGCUGGGUGCCGCAAGUGGCGAAGGAGGAAUGUGGAUUCCAGACGUGUGCCGAGUGUGGUCGGCAACGACUGGAGGGUUGGAGCGCGAGGGGCGAGUGGUACUGCUCUAAUUGCUGGAGGAAGUGGCAGUCACGGUGA